Messenger RNA from Phycodurus eques (leafy seadragon), 1608 nucleotides. RefSeq names its product UDP-glucuronosyltransferase 2C1-like. NCBI's taxonomy places the organism in Eukaryota, Metazoa, Chordata, Actinopteri, Syngnathiformes, Syngnathidae. Gene Ontology annotation, molecular function: UDP-glycosyltransferase activity. The record is from RefSeq and is a predicted model, not a curated record. Bases 13 to 1608 code for a protein of 531 amino acids. The transcript has a single exon.
GUGGGCGUCACGAUGACAAAGUCGGACACGAUCACCUUUGCUCUGCUGUUGAUUCAACUGUGGUGUGUAUUUGGCGGCAAAAUACUAGUGUUCCCUUUAGAUGGGAGCCACUGGAUAAACAUGAAAGGAAUCGUCGAGGAACUUCACGCCAAAGGCCAUGAGAUCACAGUGGUGCGGCCGUCUGAUAGCUGGUACAUCUCAGAAAAGUCGUCUCUCUACACCUCUGUCAAUCUUCCUGGUCAGGAUCGAUUUAAGGAUCAUUUUGAAUCAUUUGUGUCACAACAACUGGAAAUCAGGCUUCAGGGGAGGUCUCUAUCUCUUCUGCCUCGCAUCUGGAAAAAGAUUGAGAAUCAAAUCCUGGUUAUUAGUCAGUUUUCUUUUUUCCACAAAAUGCAUUGUGAGACAAUAGUGCAGAUGUUUGAAAAUGAAACUCAAAUGCAGUCCUUUUAUAACGCUCAAUACGACGUCGUGUUGACUGACCUCGGCAUAGGUGGAGGGGCACUGCUCGCGCGCCGUCUCCACGUUCCCCUCAUUUACAAUGUCAGGUGGACCCUGCAAGGUGAAGCUCAUGACCUCAUUGCCCCAUCCCCUCUGGCAUACACUCCCUUUCUUGCAGCACUGUUAACAGAUAAGAUGACUUUCCCACAAAGAAUCAUUAAUGUUUUAUCCCACACCAUGGGUAGCUUCUCAACCUUAUUCAUAUCUGAACCUCACUACAAACCAAUAGUGAGGCGCUACUUUGGUUCUAGUGUGGAUUACUCAACAUUUUUUUUGGAUGCUGAUAUAUGGCUUCUGAGAAACAAUUUUAUCUUUGAAUUUCCACGACCCACAAUGCCAAAUAUAGUCUACAUAGGUGGCUUUCAGUGCAAGUCUCCAAAGCAGCUCCCUGUGGACCUGGAGGAGUUUGUCCAGAGUUCUGGAAGUCACGGCGUUGUGAUAAUGACUUUAGGGACUCUCAUUGCGAAGCUUCCCCAAGAUGUCAGUGAGGAAAUUGCUGCAGCCUUUGCCCAGCUGCCUCAGAAGGUUGUUUGGAGGUACACUGGACAAAAGCCUACCAACCUAGGAAACAACACUUUACUGGUUAACUGGCUACCACAAAAUGACUUCUUGGCACAUCCUAAAACAAGAGUAUUUGUCACUCAUGGAGGCAUCAACGGGGUUCAAGAAGCAAUUUACCAUGGCGUUCCAAUCGUAGGACUUCCAUUGUUUUUUGAUCAGCAUGAUAAUCUCAACAGAAUGCGAGCGAAGGGAGCAGCAGUAAAUGUGGAUUUUGCUGUGCUUGACAGGCACAUGUUUGCAGAUGCACUCAUGACAGUUCUUCACAACUCAUCGUACAGGGAAAACAUGCAAAGGCUCUCAAGGCUGCAAAGGGAUCAGCCAAUGAAACCAAUGGACAAGGCAGUCUUUUGGAUCGAAUAUGUGAUAAGACAUAAAGGAGCUGGCCAUCUGAAGGCACAAUCCAACAAAAUGUCCUCAAUUGUUUACCACUCAGUUGAUGUCAUUUUAGCUUUGCUAACAGUAGUUUUGCUUCUAAUAUUCACUUGCCUUUUCAUUUUAAGAUGCAUGUGUAGAAUAUGUUUUAAUGGGAAAAAAGCUAAACACGAUUAA